This is a messenger RNA of Hippopotamus amphibius kiboko, 1172 nucleotides long. RefSeq names its product replication protein A 14 kDa subunit-like. Lineage: Eukaryota; Metazoa; Chordata; Mammalia; Artiodactyla; Hippopotamidae. Gene Ontology annotation, cellular component: site of double-strand break; nucleus; DNA replication factor A complex. Gene Ontology annotation, biological process: base-excision repair; nucleotide-excision repair; DNA replication. Gene Ontology annotation, molecular function: damaged DNA binding; single-stranded DNA binding. The record is from RefSeq and is a predicted model, not a curated record. Bases 524 to 889 code for a protein of 121 amino acids. The transcript has 3 exons.
CCCUGCGCUCGGGACCAGCUGCAGCCGCCCGGGCUCGGGACGCCCCUCCGCAAGCCAGGCUGAGCGCCGGGCUGGGGCGCGGGGGCGCGGGCGGGGCCGGCGCUGCCAAUCACGGCGCGGCGCACGUGCGGCACGUCUGCGCAUCCGGCCCCCGCCCGGCGCCGGCUCGGCUGGGGGUGCGAGGGGGCUGUGGGUGCGCUCUCGGGAGGCGCGUCUGGGUAGGAGAACCAUCCAAUAUAUAAGCCAGAGGACGGCAGCCCAGGAAUCAGAGCUGUCGGUGUGGACUUGACAGCGAUCAGAAAGGAAGAUGCGGCACCACCAACAAGGCCCACUCUGUGAUGGGGCUUCCUGGCUGCUCUUUAAUGUGAAGGGAAGUUAGAAAGGCGUGGGACCAACAUCCUCUGUACAGAGCGGCAUCUUCAUUCGCGGGUGUACUGGUUGGGUCCCGGAAAGGUUCGCGUUGCUGAAAGAAUGCUACAUAUAUAUAUAGUUUAUAAGGUGAGGCCGGUCUUGUGUUGCAAUCAUGGUGGACGUGAUGGAGUCGCCCAAGGCGCACAUCAACACCAGCACGCUAGCUCCGUUCAUCGACCAGCCCGUCUGCUUCGUAGGGAGGCUGGAGAAGAUUCAUCCCACUGGGAAAAUGUUUAUUCUUUCAGUUGGAGAAGGAAAAAAUGGAACUAUUGAGUUGGUGGAGCCUCUUGAUGAGGAAAUCUCUGGAAUCGUGGAAGUAGUUGGAAAAGUCACAGCUAAGGCAACCAUUAUGUGUGCAUCUUAUGUCCCGUUUAAAGAAGGUAACCAUCCUUUUGAUCUUGGACUUUACAAUGAAGCUGUGAAAAUUACCCAUGAGUUCCCUCAGUUUUUUCCUUUGGGGGUUGUGCAGUGUGGUUGAACUGGAUGAAUUUUUUAUGAUUGCCAAUGAGCUAUUUUGAAGACUGUUACAGGAGGCCCCUGAUAGUUGAAGGAGAGAUUCCUGUGAUUUUUAAUACUGAAUUUGUUCUCUUUUUAAUUUCACUUACCUAACUUUACUAGAUAUUCCAGUAUGCCGCUUUUGACAGAACUGGUUUAUUGACAGUUCUCACCCAAGUCCUCAUAAAGAGUCAUUUCUCUGGCAUAUGGUCAGAUUAGAUGCAAGAAGAAAGCAGUUGGCUGAAUUUAGUUUUCUGUUUUGUUAA